GAAAAGCAAAGCAUAUGUAUUUCUUCGAUGGCGCGAACAGGAAACUUACCUUGGAUACCCAUUCCAAGCAUCUAUCUACAUUACUCGAAAGAAAUGAAAAAACCCAAUUGUUCAUAAAUUUGAGAAUUUUUUUCUGCAACGCCGAUUUUUAUCCAUUUCCUAGCAGAUAAUUCAAUUAUUGUGAGGGGUUUAGCAGAAAUUGGGGAAAUUUUACAGGUGAAAGAGAGAUGGGUUUGCUCUCAAACAGAGUGGAGCGAAAUGAGAUCAAACCAGGGGAUCAUAUCUACACUUACCGAGCUGUCUUUGCAUACUCUCAUCAUGGUAUCUUUGUCGGAAGCAGCAAAGUGGUUCAUUUCACGCGUGUUUCUACCUCUUCCACAUCCUCCGACGAAGCAUACAGCGUGACUGCACAAUGUCCGACCUUUCCUGACUGUGGUUUGAGGCAGCCAGACAGUGGGGUUGUCCUCUCCUGCAUCGACUGCUUCCUCAACAACGGCUCCCUCUAUUCCUUCAAGUAUGGGGUGAGUCCAUCAAUUUUCCUUGCUAAAGUACGUGGAGGCACGUGCACGACUGCAGGAUCAGAUCCACCCGAGAUAGUCAUUCACCGAGCAAUGUAUCUAUUCAGGAAUGGAUUUGGGAACUAUGACGUGUUCCAGAACAACUGUGAGGAUUUUGCCCUGUACUGUAAGACUGGUCUCCUCAUAGUUGAUCGUCUAGGGGUGGGGAGAAGCGGACAGGCUUCUUCCGUCCUUGGUGCACCAUUGGCAGCUCUUCUCUCUUCCCCUCUCAAGCUGCUGAUGCCAAGUCCGAUCGGGGUGGCUACAAUGACAGCAGGAAUGUACUGCGUUAGUAGAUAUGCAACUGACAUUGGUGUCAGAACUGACGUUGUCAAGGUCUCUGUCGAGGAUCUAGCUAUGAAUCUUGGUUGGGGUAGUAAUGAAGAAACACCUCAAGAAAAUGAGGUCUCUAACAACCAACAAAUCAGGUGAUGCUAUGAACUAUACCAACAUUAAUGCCUAUGUUCUGUUGUUCGGAUAUGAGUGAAAAAUGUGACUGAACAGAAGUUGGUCUGAUUAAUAUGUUUGAUGUGGUGGAAUGUUGAUGAUUUGGUUGUUUAUGUUGGCUGUCUUGAUCA
Messenger RNA from Salvia hispanica, 1135 nucleotides. Its product is annotated as protein LEAD-SENSITIVE 1-like. NCBI's taxonomy places the organism in Eukaryota, Viridiplantae, Streptophyta, Magnoliopsida, Lamiales, Lamiaceae. The record is from RefSeq and is a predicted model, not a curated record.